AAAGCCAAGCGACAUCAGAUAGCUGUUGCUUGCAAUGCUUGUCGCCGCAGAAAGACAAAGUGCGACGGCCAUCGUCCAGUCUGCACCGUCUGCGUGUCCAAGAAUUCCGAAUGUACCUGGUCAGCGGAUCCGGAUGCCACGCCCAUGGUCGCCAUCAAGCGCAAAUACCAAAAUCUCGAACUCGAGUCGCGCGAUUCUCACGACUUGAUUAGCAUGCUGAUGAACCGCUCACGUCAAGAAGCCAUCUCCAUCCUCGACCACAUGCGCAGAACUCGAGAUGCAUCGUCUACGCUUGCUUUCAUCAAGGACGGAGACCUACUC
Molecule: messenger RNA, 321 nt
Organism: Aureobasidium namibiae CBS 147.97
Lineage: Eukaryota; Fungi; Ascomycota; Dothideomycetes; Dothideales; Saccotheciaceae
Exons: 2
Biological process (GO): regulation of DNA-templated transcription
Molecular function (GO): zinc ion binding; DNA-binding transcription factor activity, RNA polymerase II-specific
Source: RefSeq, a predicted model, not a curated record